AGCCACAGGGACAGCAGUGCUCACCACUAGCUGGCUCGAGAGAGAGAGAGAAUCGGCGUCAGUGGUUGGAGAGAAGUAGGGGAGAAGAACGAGACGAUAGCGAUUAGGGGUGUGCAAGGCAGAGCAGGAAGAGUCCACUCCAGAACGAAUCAAUUGCAACCGGCGAAUGAUUCAAACAGAUUGAGAGGGAAGAGAUCCAGGAGCUUAGAUACAUAUCACAGCCGGGUGUGGUAAGUGUUGGGUUUUGCGCAUCCUUUGUCAAAUACUUUGACUCCUCCCGAUAGCUUUUGGCUAUAACAUCCACAUAUCCACAUAAAAGUAGAACGCCGGCUAGCAUUGCAGAAAUUUAGAGAUGGAGAGUAGCAGCAGCAGCAUCGUGAAGGGCAAGCCGAGUUCCCUGGACGAGCUGAUCGCGGUGCUGAACGAGCUCUUCUCGGGGGACAAGGUGGACGUGGACGAGGUGAAGGCUGUGAUGGCCUCAUACCCGCACGAUGCGACCGACUGGGAGCGCUUCGCCAAGUUUGACAAGUUUCGGUAUACGAGGAACCUGGUUGAUGAAGGCAAUGGAAAGUUCAAUCUCAUGCUGCUCUGCUGGGGAGAAGGUCAUGGCAGCUCCAUCCAUGACCACAUGGACGCCCACUGCUUCGUGAAGAUCAUGCAGGGUCAGCUGAAGGAGACGAUGUACGAGUGGCCGACACCCAGCACCAAGAAACAGGAGCUGAUCAAGAAGGCUGAGAAUCUGUACUCUGAGGAUCAAGUCACAUACAUCAAUGACAGCAUUGGACUGCACCGAGUGGAAAAUGUGAGCCACUCGGAGACGGCUAUCAGUCUGCACCUCUACAGCCCUCCCUUCAGCAGCUGUCAUUGCUUCGAUGAGCGCACAGGCCACAAGAACGAGGUCCAAAUGACCUUCUACAGCAAAUACGGCGAACGCACACCCUUCGAGGUCAAAGCCGCUGCUGAGGACAACUAAACAACUUCUAUCAAGAACUAGUCAUGGCAAGAGGUGGAUUGGCAAAACAUCACAUCGAUCAGUUAAUCACCAACAUUGACUUGUUUUAUUCCAGGACUGUGUGCUCAGAACGUUUAUCAAAAGGCUGAAUCUGCAAUGUCACUAAUUUUAAGUCACUUUUAACAAACUUUACUUUUUCAUCAAAUGGCAAACAUUCUGUAAAUCUGUUAAUGCUCCAGUGAGAGGUUACUGGAGUGCAUUGCUUGAGAUGUAAUGAUUAUUACUAUUAUUUCAUUGCACUUGUAGCUUUAGCAAUGGUAGAUACUAGCUUAAUUUGACAGUAACAAACCAUCAGAUACCAUUUUGGCGAAUAAAAUGAAAAUGGUCACGUUUUUAACAAGUACAAUAAUGUAGGUGGUGGUCAUAGCGCCUAUUGUAAGUUUGCGCAUCUGCUUAUUUUAUGAACAAACACCAUGAUUCUGUUCGGAUUGACGUCAAAUCACGUGAGUUACAAAUAUUCUGGGCCAAUCGCAAUGCAGAAACUGUUAGUAUGUUCACACUGCAAGAGUCAAAAGUGUGACAGAAGGAAGGUCUGGAAGUAUGUCCUUCGUGUUGUGCACUGUUGAAUGUACAGCCAGAAUAAUUGUUUUUCACAUGCAUUAUACUGUUAAAGUUAAAUGGUCAUUGGAGUACAAAAUAACAAUUUUUACAAUGUCAGUAUCACUGAUUUAAAAUGAUGAUGUACAUUUAUUUUAAUGCACAAUAACUGCAAUAUAUGCAAUAGAUCCUCAUUUGAGUUUUUUUGAAAAAUGGCUUUUUAAAAAUAUGUAAUUCGUAUUUUAUCAUUCAAAUCUGUGGAUUGUGGGGGUGGGGGGGGGGGUGUGGAGGGUGUUAACAGGAAAUAUAUAUUUUUUCUCUUGUUUAUUUUCUUAUUCAGGAAUGUAUUGUGUGGAGGUUUACGUUUUAAAUCUGUGUCCCAUUUGUGAAGUUGAUAAAACUGUCAACAAUAUUCUCUCUCCUUUCGCUUACGCAACUCGACCGUAACACACAUGUAUAUGCCUUUUAUCGUACGAAAACAAUCAUCCUGUAGCGUCAAGCAGACAAUUCAUGUGGGUUUUGAAUUUCCCUAUCUGGCGAAGAAAAGCCUAUUUAAUAUAAGGCGGUCACAAGCAAAUAAUACAGUUUAAAGGAGGUUAGGUAUGGCCAUGCAAGGGAGAAUGUUUAAAGCUAGGUGGUAUCUAAGCGAGAACCCUAACAAAAUGAUAAUUUAUAGUGUAUUGUUUUACCCUUAAUUACAUAAUGAUUAAAUACAUGAAUUACAUCACGGAGGAAAAAACGAUUGUUUAGAUUUUUUUACGGAGAAAUUGCGAACAUUUUAUCCGCACACUAAAACACUAAAUUAAAAACUAUUUUAAAGUUUUCCUUCCGACUGAUGAUGUGGCCAAUGUCAAGUUAUGAAAUGCGUGCCUGCUGGGAAUAUCUGUAUUUUUGAUAUAAGUACACAUUACGAUGUUUUCCCACAUGCAUUACCCCGUGAAGUCUUCUUCAUUAAUUUACCUCAAUUAAUGACAUGGCAAUGCAUAUUCAGUAAUGUUGUAAAUCUUGUUCAAUCACUUUUCACACUUGGGUGGAUUUUAGGGCUGGCCUUACAAUGCAUUCAACGCUUGUACUUUUUUGGUUUUAAAUGUUUCUAAAAUAAACUAUAAAGUAUCAA
Lethenteron reissneri (Far Eastern brook lamprey) is the source of this 2666-nucleotide messenger RNA. RefSeq names its product cysteine dioxygenase type 1 (gene CDO1). The record is from RefSeq and is a predicted model, not a curated record. Gene Ontology annotation, biological process: L-cysteine catabolic process. NCBI's taxonomy places the organism in Eukaryota, Metazoa, Chordata, Hyperoartia, Petromyzontiformes, Petromyzontidae. Gene Ontology annotation, molecular function: cysteine dioxygenase activity; ferrous iron binding.